This is a messenger RNA of Pimephales promelas (fathead minnow), 2120 nucleotides long. The record is from RefSeq and is a predicted model, not a curated record. NCBI's taxonomy places the organism in Eukaryota, Metazoa, Chordata, Actinopteri, Cypriniformes, Leuciscidae.
CGGAUAUAAUCAGAAAAUCGGAUUUGGGCAUCAAGACCUGCAGUGUAAAUGCAGCCUUAGAUCCACUGUUGAUCAGGAAGUCGAAUACAAUUUUAAUUCAUGUCUAAACAUAAAACUAAUUUGCGUGAUCUUACAAUUUUCUUGUAAAAAAUAUGAAAAAAAACCAUCAAAAUUAAAUAAAUGUAAUAAAAUAAAUGUAAAAACACUAAAAACUAAUAUAGUUUAGUUAUAUCUCACACAUACACACAUAGGACUCACACAAUAAAGGGGGAAUUUAUGCCUAUAAUGCUUUAAAUACAAAAAUAAUGGGACACCAAAGUGUACUGUAUUCAAUGAAAGUUCCAUACAUGACCAGGCAGUAGUUUAAGAUAUUGAAACAAAAUUAGGCCUAUAUUGGACCUGAAUGCUGCUGUAAGGUAUCCUAAAUUUAAAGAUGUUGUUAUCUCUCGAUUAGAGUUCAAGUUUGCAUUGUUUCUGCUGUUCUCUCACUUUAAGUGCUCUUUUUUUCAUCAAUGGAAUUUAUGAGGGAUUAUUGGAUUAUGCAACUAAGGCAUGAGAAUUUAGAACAUAAAUGACUCUUCUUGGGUGUAAUUAUGUUUUUAUAUGUGUAAUGAAGUUUCUGUCAUAGCUAAAUACAAUUUCACAUUAUUUCAUAUGUCAGAAUUCACAGUGCUGAAACCUAGAACAUGUAGCAUCCAAGUGUGUCAAAGGUCAGUCAAGUUGGUCUGUCAAAGUUCACUACAAAGUUCAAGCUGAAGCUCUCUUUAAAUUCGACACAGAAAUCUGCAUUGAAGACAUUGCUGUGUAUCCAUCACAGUUUGUUUCACUGCAUUUAGUUAUCCGAGAAAUCUGGUUAGUUUAACUGAGUAGUUGUACUGAUAAAGUUUACAUGUCGACAUCACUCGCAACAGCCCUUCAAGAAUGGAAGGUUCAGGAGAAAGAAUUACAGCAGCUUCAGGAGACCCACCGGCUUUACUUGCAGAAGUUGGAGGAAGUCUCCAAACUUCAAAAAAGCUUUGCUGCCUCCAUAUCUCGACAGAAAAAGAAUUUAAAGGACAAUUUAAAGGCUUUGUCAAAAUUUGAUAAAGGACUGACUGAAGAGGAGAAGAAUGAGGUGAAGAAGGUCAAAGGUCACAUUCAAAAUAUGCCAAGCCUAAUCUUUCAAAUGGAAGAAUUUAUUCCAAAGAAAAAUGGGCUUCAUCUCAGUCUCGUCAUUGGGAGUGUGAAUGUCAACCUUCCAAGCAAACAGGCAAAAGCUGAAUACAAAGAUGAGCAUGAAAGGUUCAAGCUGUAUGUGAACGUUAUUCUGUUCCUGCUGGCCUUCAUAUGUCGCUUCUUCAUCAGCUACAGAGUUUUCGAUGCCCUUUUUUACUUCCUGUUGGUUUGGUACUAUUGCACCCUGGCAAUCCGUGACAGUAUUCUCAUCAGCAAUGGAUCCAGGAUUAAAGGCUGGUGGGUUUUCCACCACUACAUUACCAUCUUUCUGUUUGGGGUCAUGCUAACCUGGCCAGAUGGUGAAAUAUACCAGUCUUUCAGGAAACAAUUUCUGACCUAUUUUUUGUAUCAAAGCUUUGUGCAGUGUCUAAGUGCGUCUCUCAACAGGCUAAAAGCACAAGGGGAAGGACACAACUUGGAUUUGACUGUUGAGGGAUUUCAGUCGUGGAUGUCGCGGAGACUAACAUUUCUUUUUCCCUUUCUCUUCCUGGGUCAUUUCUGGCAGCUUUGGAACAGUAUUUCCCUGUUCAGAAUGGCUCAGCUCCCUGAAUGUAAAGAAUGGCAGGCUCCCAUCUGUGGCUUCUGCUUUCUGGUUCUGUUUGCGGGAAAUUUUUUCACAACACUUGCAACUUUUCGUCACAAACGCCAAACCCAGCAAAAUACCAAGAGGCUGUGAUUUUUAAAAGCUUUCGUAUAAUUUUUUUAUUUUUAUUUUUUUGGGGGGGGGGAAAUAAGCUGAAAUAUAAGACGUGAAAUUUAAGUCAAUAAUGGACCUUACACAAAAAUGUUUAUCUUCCAGAGACCGUGCAGAUGCAUUUUGUUUUGAACGGAUGUUGGAUGUUGAACAAUCUAUUAUAAAGUUGUUUGUGUGAAAUUUUCAGACUUGAAUAAACGAUAAGAAUGAA